UGUAUAAGGUAUAAUAGUGAUAGGAUGGAAUACAUGAUUAUUUUAGCUUUUAUUUGGAGAAUUAGUUAGCUUUAAGAUUAUUUUUUUAAAUAUUUAUGUCAUAAUGAUGAAAUUAGUUAUCCUGGGAUAAUUAAUUAUCCGGGCCAACCAAACGACCCCUGUGUGUUUUUAGGGUUUUAGCAGACAAAAAGUUCUUCCUACACAAACUCUCAGUGCCGAAAAUUGAUUUUUCCCAUUAACAAUGGGGAAGAAAAAAUUCAUCGACAAGAAAAAAGCAGCUACGUUUCAAUUAUUCGCCCGUGAUUCAUCGGAUCCGGGUUUCGAAUCCGGGUCAACCGGCGCCGACAGAGUAUUCGUUAGAGUCGACAACAAUACCUCGUACUCCGUCGACGCUUUUCACGUCGACCCGAAUUCGAUAUUCGCGGAUGCUCCCGAUGAUGAACAGGAGUAUGAUUAUCGGGUCGGGUAUUCGGGUACUGAAAAUCAAACCGGGUUGUUACCGGAUGAUGUAAGGAAGGAGAUAUUGGAGCUAGGUUUUCCUGAUGAUGGGUAUAAUUACUUGGAGCAUUUGAGGGAGAUUAAGAAUACUGGUGGUGGUUCUGCUUAUUAUGAAAAUCCUAAAGCUAAGCUUAAUGAACUUCCUCAUGAUGUUAAGGCGUAUGAUGCUUCAAGAGUCGAGGUUGCGAAAGUAAACGAUGAUUCCUAUGAGAAGUACGUAUACAAUGUGGCAGCCAAGACGGUAGGGGUAAGAGUUCAGAAGGCAGUGGAUCCUGAAGUUGCUGCUUUGCUAGAUGACAGUGACUUGUCACGUUUUGGGUCUGAUGAUGAGGAUUUUGAGUUAGAAGAAGAUUUUGUUAUUAAGGCAAACGUUCCCGACGGAGCAGUUAAUGUGGAACUUGACAAGAAUUUAAGCCUGCCCGAGAAAUUGAAUGUUGACAAAGUAGGAAGCAGCGAUACAACUGGGCAUGUGCAGAGAAAUGAGGCUAAGUUUGCAACUUUUGAAGAGAAGCCAAGAGCACGUCGCUUGCUGGAUGAACAGUUUGAUCUGCUUGAACUUGAAGAGUAUUGCUCGGAAACUGAAGAUGAAUAUGAUGAAGAGAUGUUGGAGGAAAAUGAGCAUCAUGAAUCCCUUGCAGAAAAGCUUAAUCAUGCAUUUAAGGAGUGUGCCAUUGAUAAUAAUGGACCAGAUGAUGGGGAAUUGCUUGAACCUGCAGCUGAUGUCAUAAGCCGGUGCAGAGAAUAUGCUGAGAAGUAUGAAAAUGAAAAUCCAGAGGAAGAGACUGCUCUUUUUGAGGAAAGUAGCAGUGACUCAGAAGUAUGGGAUUGCGAAACUAUAGUGUCAACGUAUUCAAAUCUUGAUAACCACCCUGGAAAAAUUGUAGCUCCUGAGUCUAGGAGAAAAAAGCUGCUCCCUGCUAUUUCUGAAGCCUCGCCUAUAAUAUCCCUAAAAGGAAAAGAGAAGCUUCCUGUUGACUAUUUGCCGAGCAAGGGAAAGCAUUCAGUGCAAAAGGAGGAUAAGAAAAAGCGAGGUUCAGAAAAGGAGGAAAAGGAUGACUCAAAGACAGAACAACUUAAAAGAAAGCAACAUGGCCAAGAGUCAAAGGAGGAAAAGAAAGAAAGAAAGGCUGCUGUGAAGGAAGAACGGCGCGAGGCACGUCGUAUGAAAAAAGAGACAAAGGAACUAUAUAAGUGUGAAGCACAGCGCGCACAGAAGGUUGCUGCUUUUACUUUACCAUCCGCGAUACAUCUUAUGUGAUAUUGUUUUGGUUUUGUGUACCUUCGAGGCAAAACCUUGGGAGCUGAAGUUGAUAUUUCGUUGUGCCCAUAAUUAGGAGCAUUUGGUUUACAUGUCCUCUUCCAUUAGCAAGACGAUGUUCGAAAGCUUUUCUCCUUUUAGUUAAGAAUAUAGUACAUGAUAGAUCCUCGAAACAGUUGACAGCAACGCAUGGAUAUGCGUGGUCUAGUAGAGUUGCUAUUUUGAUGUAUAUUUUUGUUUAAUUGGUGAAAUAUGCAGUGUUGACAUUCUAUUUAGCAUGUUUGCAGUUUAUGAUGUCAUUGGAGUUUCAAUGUUCUCA
Capsicum annuum is the source of this 2075-nucleotide messenger RNA. Its product is annotated as protein LTV1 homolog. Gene Ontology annotation, cellular component: preribosome, small subunit precursor; cytosol; nucleus. Lineage: Eukaryota; Viridiplantae; Streptophyta; Magnoliopsida; Solanales; Solanaceae. The transcript is spliced from 5 exons. Bases 242 to 1756 code for a protein of 504 amino acids. Gene Ontology annotation, biological process: ribosomal small subunit biogenesis; ribosomal small subunit export from nucleus. The record is from RefSeq and is a predicted model, not a curated record.